UCGAUUAGUGCAAUACCGACAAUUUUUAUUUUUUAUUUUUAUCAAAUAAUCAACAACGCCUUAUACAACUUAACUUGCGUUUCAUGUAAUAUCCGGCCACCGUAUUUAGCCUUCUGAGAGCCUCGUGAAUGUUCAUGGUCCUUUGUUCAUUCUGUAGAACGUUUCAAUUUCUCGCCACGAUUUUAUCUCUUUAGUGUGAGGUUGUGCUGUUAAUAUGAAUAAAAAAUGACUGCAAGACUAGCGUUUGUUGGAAAUAAACUAGCCGUUUUUGUUGUCUUCAUAAAACGCAGUUAUUCACGCGCAUUCCUGUGGUUAAAUCGAGCGUUUUCCGAUUAACCCUGAAGGCAACAGCUGAAUCCCAGCCCACUUGGCUAACAAUAAUGCUAGCCAGGAAAAACUACAAGACGAGUUAGUUUCCCCCCCACCCCCCUGUUGUUCGAAACUAAACAUUCUGGCAAAAUGCUUGGGUGAACCGAGGCGGCCGUGGCAGUUUGUGGCCUGCUUUCAUGGCAUUUAACCUCAGCCGCUUCCUGGAGCUCCGCUGGCAUCAAUCGCAUCACCCAAGAAGACGCAGCCAGGCUAACUAACAGUAUAUUGUGCUUCAAUGCUAUGGCACCGCAUUAAAAAAUUUGCUGAAUUAUUUGUCAGCUAUGAAAGCCACUGCCCAGUGAUAGAAGUCCCACCAAAAUGGAGCUGUACUGGUAUAUAGUGGUCAUAGUGUUCAUCAUCAUCAAGAUCUUCUUCUACGUGUGCUGGUACCGCUCGAGACAGAGGCAGCUCGCCGCGUACCUGAGCAACCCCCGCAAUACCCAGAUAGUCAUUGUUGGAGGGCGGGCAUACCUCCAUCAGAUGUGCGAGAGACAGAGUCAAACCUCGCUCUGGCCAAGCUGGUACGGCGUGCCCGAUGACCUGUCACAAGAAGAGCCCUCCACAGCGCAGCCACCUGCUCUAUCCUUCUCCCACCUGGACAUGCCACCGCCGUAUGAUGCAGUCUCUGGAGAGGAUGACCUGAAGCCCCCUCCCUACAGCGAGUGUGCCCACGACGACGAGGCCGAUGCAUCUCUGCCCUCCCAUCACACACCUCUCAUCUCUGAGGGAGGGGACUCUAGUAGCUCCGAGGCACCGCCCCCUUACACGCAGUCUCCCCUGCCACAAGCCCAACAACAACAAGGCUCAGCAAUCCACACGGAGUAGUACUCCGAGAACAUGUCGGCCUAGUUGAAUACCAAUACCAGUUUGCCUUUUCCCAAAUACUGCCUUGCUACCUGCAAACCUCAGGCUUGAUUAGUUGGAUCACACUGCACACGAGCUUAUACGUGUGUGUGUUCAGUGUUUUUUGGAGCCCAGUUUGGUUUGUCUUUUUCCUAUUUUUAGACAUCUGAUGAUUUUGGUCGUAACGGAUGACAUCAGCAAGCCCAUGUGCCUCAAAACCUGCCCGUAGCAACCACGAGCGUGACAGCUCAGAUGUCAAAGCUCCAGCAGAGUCAGACACAUGAAAAGAAAUACUGUUCUCACUUUCAAGUAUAGCACGAGUGUAGUGCAUUUCAUGCCUCUUUGAACCUUGUUUGCGGAAAUUGCCAAACACAAGACCAUUCUUCAGUUCCACUUUUGGCUGAGACAUUUUUUUGACAGAGUGGUUUCUUUCAAAGCAUGUCAAACGCAACAAAUCCAUCGAGAAGACAGAUUUUAGGGCCAAUUAUUGCAUGAGAGGGCAUCCAGAAUUAUUGGUACAGUAAUAUGGUUUUGCCUUUAUACAUUACCAUAAUGUUUGAAUUAAACUGUAGAAUCUCACCUGUAAAUGAGGAGACAUUUUAUACAUUUCACAAUUUAAAAAAGGUCCCAGAUGUCUUAAUCACUCGGUGAUAAAUUUUUUUUUUUGUCUUUCUAAUUUGGCAGGAUUGUGAACAACAGUUUUCUCUGUGGUGUGUCAAAUUUAAAUACACUUAUUUUCACUUUGCAGGGCCUUUAAAUCGAUUGUGGUGGUGUAUAGAGACAAAAUCAUAAAAACUCUUUGUCCAAAGACUUCUGGUCGUAGCUGUUUGUUUCACGCAACACAUUCAAGCUUUCAAAGUACUAUUUGUCAAAUGAAUAUGCUGCAACAUAUUCUGAUGACUGAUAUUGUGACUUUUGAACUCAAAACGGGAAUGAAAAUACAUGGUUUUAUCUGUAUCAGGAGUGGUCAAGGGCUUCUACUUAUUUUAUUUUUUUAAGGUCAUGAGCAUUUUAAAUACUGCAAAUUGAAAACAAACCAAAAAUGUUUUAGCAAUUUAUAAUCCACAUGUGAGUCUACCACAGGCUUGUACGCUCAAUAUCUCAUUACAUUACUAUUACCAUGCUAUUUGCUUUUGGUUCACUGCCUUUCAAACUAAACUUUGCUUGAAGGUCUGCCCCUUUUUUCUUUUUCUUGUACUAUACCGUUUUGUAUUGUGAUGACAAAUUCAUCUUUGUGGUCCUUUUUUAAAAUGUGAGGCCUGCGAUGAGCAAAAUGUAGCUUUGAAUGCAGCCACAUGAUGCACAACUGAUUCGUAUCCCAUCGUCAGUGUUACUGUCUUAUGUCACCUGCAUCCACUUGUACUUCCAGUUCAUUCCUAGUACAGCUCAAUUGAAUUGAA
Phyllopteryx taeniolatus (common seadragon) is the source of this 2612-nucleotide messenger RNA. RefSeq lists its product as uncharacterized. Lineage: Eukaryota; Metazoa; Chordata; Actinopteri; Syngnathiformes; Syngnathidae. The transcript has 6 exons. The record is from RefSeq and is a predicted model, not a curated record. The coding region runs from base 688 to 1194 and encodes 168 amino acids.